Cornus florida is the source of this 333-nucleotide messenger RNA. RefSeq lists its product as uncharacterized. The coding region runs from base 1 to 333 and encodes 110 amino acids. The record is from RefSeq and is a predicted model, not a curated record. The transcript has 2 exons. Lineage: Eukaryota; Viridiplantae; Streptophyta; Magnoliopsida; Cornales; Cornaceae.
AUGCCGUUCAUACCAGCUCUCGCCGAAGUCUCUCAUCCUUUUAGCACUUUGAUCAAAGGCAAUGCCAAAUUCCUUUGGACAGCGGCUCAUCAAGCAGCCUUUGAGAAGAUUAAGACCAUUCUUGCCUCCUCGACCACCAUGCACCCACCUGUUAGGGAACAGCCUCUACUUUUCUAUCUCACUUCAACUGACAAGUUUAUUAGGGCCCUUCUCGCGCAAACAAUCGACGGGCAAGAACGACCAGUCUAUUAUCUCAGUCACCUUGUACGCGAAGCUGAGGCUCGCUAUUCAGCCAUUAAGCGUCACUGCCUCGCCCUUGUUUUCACUGCAUAG